AUGCACGGCAGCGGGCCGUGCCCUGAAGCAGAAACGCCGGACUCGGGCCUGGACUCAAAGGCUUCGCAGUAUGACACCAGCAGAGGAGACGCCACGUCUGAAAUGUUUUCAGCAGCGAGGACACCCGCUACUUCAGCAUCAACCGUUUUCGAACUUUACACCCUCAUGGGACUGCAGGGAUGGCUGGAGAACCCCUUGCAGCCUACCACGAAGCGGGAGCGGGCACAGCGUUUCCGUUUCCAGCCUUUCGCAGCGGAGACCGCGGCGGCAGGGACAGAUGUUGUGAGCGACGAGCAGCAACCGAGCGAAGAUCCACUGAAAAUUAAUUGGAGCGAAGGUCUGGCACGCGAGUGGCUGCAGAUUGGACUGGAUGGCCGGCACUGGCGCGUCCGCCAGUUCGGUGACUGGUACCGGCGCUGGAAAGACCAGGAAUUGCCCUAUCUGGCGGCAUACGGCCACGUGGGUCCUUUUGAAAGGAACGCUAUUGGUGACGCUUCAACCGCGGCAGAGUUUGCAUCUGAGCAAACUUAUCCCGGGAAUGAUGAUGAGGUCAUGGCGGACUCCAGCGAGGAAGCGCCAACGAGUGCUCGACACCGUCGUCAUCGUCGACAGCGUCCAAGCUGUCGCGUCAUCGAGAUAGGUCGUGCACGAGCAGCCAGCGUAGGCCAUAAGCGCCCCGGAGUGGAGGCAACCGCGUCUGUGCCGGAGAUCAGCUUUCCAUCUCACUGGUCCAGUACCGACAAGGCCGUCGGCGUCGAUCUGGAGAAGCAUACCGAUCGGCCGAGACGAGCGUACUACGUUGGACCUGGUAAGCUGGAUACGGACGCUGCUGCUGUGCGCGCGAAUGUGCCUGUCCCCACCGAGGCUUGCAUCUACUACUAUGAAAUGACGGUGGUAUCGGCGGGUGCUGAGGGCUUUAUCGGCCUAGGACUGUGUGCGGGCGAUGUUGCCCUGGAACGUCUCCCCGGAUGGGAAAAGAACAGCAUCGGCUAUCAUGGCGACGACGGGCAUAUUUUUCGCGACUCGGGAGUAGGGUCUCCGUAUGGACCCACUUACUCGACUGGCGAUACCGUAGGGUGUUGCUGGAACUGCAUCACGGGUGACGUGUUUUUCACCAAGGAAGGUGUCCGACUGAAGCGUGCCUUUCGGAACGUGCGACCGACCCGUCUCCGGCGUGGUGUUGCCUCCAUACCCGGUGAACGGCGAGCAGGCAACGGCGGCGCCCGUAGUGGUAGUAGCAAUAGUAGCAGCAGCAGUAGCGGUGGCGAUGGCGGCGCUGGCACGAGCGGUGCGUCACACCUUCCGUGGGCUGCGGGAGCAACGCGAUCCCCACAGUGGCUCUCAAGCUACGAGGGCUGGUAUCCGGUCGUGGGGAUGCGUACCGUUGGCGAAAUCGUUGAGGCAAACUUUGGACAGAAGCCGUUUCGUUUCGAUAUCGAACCCUAUGUGCGCGAGGAGGUUGAAAUGUUCCUUGACUCGAUCGUGGCCGCUACAGCGGACAAUGACGAUGAGGACGAGCAUUCGAGCGUCCUUCAUGAGCAAUGCGCUCUGCAGAAUGUGGUGCUAGACUAUCUGCUUACGGAGGGAUAUGUGGAAACAGCACGCGCAUUUGCCAAAACUGUGUUUCCCCUUGAGCGCUUGGUGUCACAAGGGGAUGUACACGCAGCGCCCGAAAUGGAUCCGCCGCGUUCUUCGCCGCGUCAUCAGCUGCGACAGCAAAAACUUCCACAGGCGCUUUCGGAUGCCAGCAUUCGUGCAUCCAUUAUGGACUAUAUUCUACGAGGUGAGAUCGAGCAAGCACGGUCACUGGGCGCCGAGCACUAUCCGCGAUUCUUCCAAUCGCCGGCAUCGUUGGGCGACUGCAGUGGGCCCGCCUCAGAAACGGCACUAGAUCAACAACUCGCCGCGAUACUACUUCGGUGUCAAGAGUUUCGCGAGGUGCUCGCACACCAAAGCGAGCGCAGCAGCGAAUCUUACUCUGUUUUCCAGUACGCAUGUGGGCAUCUCUGGCCGCUUCUUCUUGAGUGUGCAGGCACUGCUGCCGGCAAGUCUGCACUCUGCAGCGGUCCAGCCGAAGCGCAACGGGAUGCCUCUCAGCCCCCGCUCGGAAAACAUGGUCGAAAGUCAGCACCUGGAAAUAAGGCCCCUGCGCAAACGAGCAACCGUACGGAAGAGCACCGGCAGCUGGUCCAGCUCCUCCUUCUCCACCAUCUCAUUCUGGUGACGCACGCAGAUGCUGCAGUGCUUGCUCCUGCGUCACUCCAGCGGUGGCGUCUCCUGGUGGCCGCAGCCGUGAACCGGGCGCUGGUACUGGAGCGCCCCUGCCGCGCCCGACCGGCUGGAUCUUCUCUGGAGGCGCCUUCUCUCCUGGCUCGAAUGCUGCAGCAUUUGUCUACCGUCAUGGAGAUGGCGGUGGAGCACGGAGCCGGCUAUCUGUCGCUAAUUCAAACGAACCAUCUUCUCUGA
Messenger RNA from Cyanidioschyzon merolae strain 10D, 2466 nucleotides. RefSeq names its product similar to RAN binding protein. Bases 1 to 2466 code for a protein of 821 amino acids. Lineage: Eukaryota; Rhodophyta; Bangiophyceae; Cyanidiales; Cyanidiaceae. The transcript has a single exon. Gene Ontology annotation, cellular component: cytoplasm. Gene Ontology annotation, molecular function: protein binding. The record is from RefSeq and is a predicted model, not a curated record. Gene Ontology annotation, biological process: cytoskeleton organization; cell surface receptor signaling pathway.